Parasteatoda tepidariorum (common house spider) is the source of this 1698-nucleotide messenger RNA. RefSeq names its product fatty acyl-CoA reductase 1. Gene Ontology annotation, biological process: long-chain fatty-acyl-CoA metabolic process. The record is from RefSeq and is a predicted model, not a curated record. Gene Ontology annotation, cellular component: peroxisome. Gene Ontology annotation, molecular function: alcohol-forming very long-chain fatty acyl-CoA reductase (NADP+) activity. Lineage: Eukaryota; Metazoa; Arthropoda; Arachnida; Araneae; Theridiidae.
UCGAAAUUUCAAAAAAAGGAAAGCUGAAACUAAAAACAAAACAAAAAAGCGAUUAAACACGCCUAUUUGUUAUUCCAUUGGAUGAUUACGUAAAUACUUAAGACCACUUCUGUUAAUAAAGAAUCUGAAAUGAUUUCACUCUCUACCGCAAUAAGACAGCCCCCGAUUUCUAUCAAGAAUGGCGGAUGAUUCUCUGACGAAGUUUUAUAGUGGAAAAACAAUAUUUAUAACUGGUGCUGCUGGAUUUAUAGGAACGUACUUUCUGGAAAUUUUAUUAAGAUGCUUCCCAGACAUACUCCGCAUUUAUAUACUUUUGAGACCUAAAAAGAAUGUACAGCCACUUGAAAGAAAGGAAGAAAUAUUCAAUAAAAGAAUACUAAAAUCAAUAUCAAAAUACCAUCCAGAGUUAAAGGAAAAAGUUCAAGUAAUACCUGGAGAUACUUCCUUGCCAAACUUAGGAAUGAGUGAAGAGGAUUUGAGAAAAUUUUGUGAGGAGGUUACAAUUGUAUUCCAUGGAGCGGCUGGUAUAAGCUUCUCAAAAUCUUUUAGAGAUUCAUCCUUACAAAAUGCUAAAGGAACAGAUAAUGUAAUCGAGGUUUGCAGAAAACUUAAAAAAUUAGACGUUUUGGUUUACACAUCAACUGCUUACGCUAAUUCUCAUAUCACAACCAUACAAGAAAAAAUUUAUUUAUUGCCCCAUAAAGCUCAAAGGUUCUUAGACGAGAUGGAGAAUGGAACUGAUGAAUCAUUUGAAGAACUUGUGUCAUCCUCUAAUUUAAAUUUUAUAAACGCAUAUUGUUUUAGCAAAUUUCUCUCAGAAAAUAUUUUAUUGGAAAAGGCCUCUGAUUUACCUGUUGGAAUAGUUAGACCAUCAAUUGUUGUAAUGACAUGGAAAGGUCCGAUUCCUGGUAGUGUAGAGACUGGAACUGGCAUAACUGAUUUAUCUAUGGGGGUUGGAAAAGGGUUCGUUAAAGUUAUUCACGCUGACAGGGAUUGUAUAUUCGAUGUCAUACCAGUAGAUGUAGUAGUAAACGCACAUAUUAUCACUGCCUGGAGCGUGGCUACUGGCAGAAGUCCUUCGAUGUUUAUUGUCAACUGCACUAGCGGCGACACUCUGAAGCUUAAGUUCGGAAAGUACUUGGAUGUCAUGUUUAAAGUCACUAUGGAAAAUCCUCUUCCAAAAACGUUUCAAGAGGCAGAUGUAAGAACGGUGAAGAGCAAACUAAUGUAUACUAUACUUUCAACUUAUCAUCAUUAUAUACCAGCAGUAAUACUAGAUAUAUACUUGCGUUCCAAGGGAAGUAAACUCAGGUUGAUGAAGCUGUAUCGAUUUUUCGACCGCAUGAUGAAGGAAUUACAUCCAUUUUUGUCCACAUCCUUUACAUUUCAAACUGAUAAUUUUCAUGGUCUUUCUAAGCUGCUAAAUCCAGAGGAAAGAGAGAUAAUUUAUACAGACCUUACGUGUACAUUUGAUGAGUUAGCCGAAAAUGUACCAAAAGGAUCUGAAAUAUUUGACUGGGAAUUGGACAAUUUGACUACAAAUAGGAGGAGGGAAGUUGUUUUACAGCGCACCAUGCUGGUCACAUUUACCAAAAGAUUCACCCUUCUGUUAUUCAUCCUUCUCAUUUAUUUUCUCAUUUCCAAACUAUUUUUUUAAUUGUCAGUUUUUUGUGUUUGAAAAUAAAUUACUUUCAAUGU